UCUGAGCAGCGGCUGCAUCCUGAGUAGGGACUGGUGGCUGCCUGCAGGCAGAUGGACUGUCUGCAGGAGGCAUAGGAGCGGAUAUUGCCGUUUGAAACAAAGGAACCGCAACAACCUGUGGAGGAGGCACAGAGAGAAUCAGGGCAGACAAUGAACAGGUUGCUGAUCCCCGGACAAGUGACGAUGCCGCGAAUGUACACAACAAGAGGAGUAGUGGUGUUGCAAACAGAAGCUGAACUUGUACCUAGCAACGCAGGUGGAACAAUGGGAACAAUGGAAACUGAAGAGUCUGUUCACAAGCGAGACCGUGGAGGAGAUAGGGGUGGUGAGGAGGAACGCAGUCAUCUACGGCCAAGCACAGACAAAGAUGAGAGGGGGGUGCAUUGGGCAAGAUUUCGGAGCAAAGGACGUGAGCGUCAGAGAGAUUGUGAUGCUCUUUGCAUUGGAGCUGCAGGACAUGAAGCUGUAGCAGUAAAAACUGAAGUAGGGGGAAUUACUGUUAGGGAAACUGUUGUACUGAAAAGUGCAGCAAUGGAAACCGCAGCAGUAGAAACUGCAGCAGCGGAAACUGGAGCAGUGGAAACUCAUACAAUGGAAACUGCAGCAGUGGAAACCGCAACAGUGGACACUGAAUCAGUGAAAAUUGUAGGAGUGGAGAUUGCAGCAGUGGAAACUGCAGGAGUGGAAACUGCAGGAGUGGAAACUGCAACAGUGGAAAAUGCGGUAGCAAAAGAUGAGCAAGCCGGGGAAGGACAAGAGCAUGGUUGGGGCGAAGAAGAUAUUGGAUAAUACAAGGACCAUCGCAGCAUGCGUCGGAACCACUGAGAGAGACGCGUCACAUGCGUAAGAUAGCGACGUUAUGACGAACCACUUUCUGUA
Messenger RNA from Chara braunii, 879 nucleotides. Lineage: Eukaryota; Viridiplantae; Streptophyta; Charophyceae; Charales; Characeae. The record is from the annotation of a GenBank genome assembly.